Molecule: messenger RNA, 474 nt
Organism: Loa loa (African eye worm)
Lineage: Eukaryota; Metazoa; Nematoda; Chromadorea; Rhabditida; Onchocercidae
Exons: 4
Coding region: 1-474 (157 amino acids)
Source: RefSeq, a predicted model, not a curated record
AUGGAACAGUUGGCUACCGAUUUCGAACAACAAAUUACAAUGACAAAUUUACAAAUUGGUGGUAAUGAUGUGGAUCCGCGAUCGAUCGUACUUGAUGGAUUUGUGUCAAAAAAUUACGUUGAGAGGGUACAUGAAGGUUACACUUCAGGCGGUACAUCAUCAUAUAUUGUCGGAGGGGGUAUAGCUAUCGGUAUAUUAGCUAUACUAUUAAUAGCAUUUACUGUUAUUGCUACGAAUAAUAAGCGAGCGAAUGGUACACUGAAAUUGAAAGAAGAAAAUAUAGAAAUGGGUGAUAGCAAUCGGUCAGCGUGGCGUAAUGGUACGUCACCAGUGAAUUUGAUGAAUUACGGAAAUAGUCGUAUGAUACAUGGAGGAAUGACAGCCAAUACACAACCGCCGAUAGCAAUGACCGGUUCACAGGUGACCGCCAUAAACGCACAUGCAGCUACUCAUGCUAUUCAGUCUCAUCCCUAG